Hermetia illucens (black soldier fly) is the source of this 6326-nucleotide messenger RNA. RefSeq names its product muscarinic acetylcholine receptor M3 (gene mAChR-B). Bases 1092 to 4070 code for a protein of 992 amino acids. Gene Ontology annotation, biological process: adenylate cyclase-activating adrenergic receptor signaling pathway. Lineage: Eukaryota; Metazoa; Arthropoda; Insecta; Diptera; Stratiomyidae. The record is from RefSeq and is a predicted model, not a curated record. The transcript has 5 exons. Gene Ontology annotation, molecular function: G protein-coupled receptor activity. Gene Ontology annotation, cellular component: membrane.
UCUGCAGUGCCGUCUGCAAAUAUUGUGUGUUGUGUGAACUUUGUGCAUAAAACUAUUCUUAAAUAAUUCAAAAUGUUUGUGUGCUUAACAAUAUACAUUAGUAUCUAGUGCGUUUUAAUAAUAGAUUCCUUCUAAAUUAUAAACAUCAAUAGCUCGUUAGGAGACCGUUAGUAUAGGUGAACAGUAGUUUUCGAAAAUGCAUCUAGCGUAGUUGCUCCAAGGAAGUGUUUUGCAAUGAUGUAGUCGCAGGGGUAGUUUUAUGCUAGUGGUAGCGCGGUUAAUAUCUAACGUUUAGUAAGUGAUAUCCCGUAGAGAAUCAUAAGUAAACACACAUUUUAGACAGUUAGCUUUUGCUAUCUAUUCAUAGAAUCUACUUCAAAAAGUGUUAAGAUAUGAAAUCUGUGUCUAGGGUGAAUACAAAGUUCAAAAUGGUAUUCUGCAGAUUGCGAUAGAUUAAACUCCAGCCAGAAGUGAAUUUAUCUCAAGAGAUCUGCACACGGGAGUGAGCUUCUCAUUGGAGUAUAUAAUUGACCCGCUUAUUGUUGGAUACUCAACCACUUCAUUAUCAUCGAGGCAAAUUAAACGCAUCUCAGAGGUACGAUACUCGUGGUAGAAUAGGACUGCCCUUCGAUUCGUGACAUAAUCAUCCGGACUCCUCCUCACCAAUUAUGAGUAGGAAGGAGAGGUGACGUCCUUGAAAUGGGCAUACAAUAGUAUCCUGCAUUUCAUCGACGAUAAUCACGCCCAUCACCGCAUCCCCAUGCAUAGGAGCCUUAAAAGCAAGUGAUAGGGCCAAGAAGCAUCGUUCAGAAUACCCUCCAACGUCCUUCCAUAGCACAUUUCUAUCAUCAUUAGUUUACGCGCGAAUUCAAGCGAAUUUCACAAACAAACUUGAAGGGAAUUUAUUUAUCCUUCGAUUUCCUCUUAUCCACUCUCUGCCACUACCACACUAACUACCUCCUCAAUUGUUUUCCCACGAAUUUGUACUUCCCUAUUAUUUUUCCACUUACACCUUCCGUUGUUUGUUUUCCGUGAAAAAGUAUCAAUUGUGCAGAACUGCCACCGUAACCUACUACCGUUCUCGAGUGUGUAUGCGUGAGAGCCAGGCGACCUUGCUGUUUCCAACGGGCGCUUCUGUGGAGCCACGUCCUGCCACCACCCACAUCAUCAUGGAUUUAUCGAGCCCAGACGGUGCAAAUAAUUCCACAGAUUACGUCAAUAGGACCACACCGAUUUAUUCCAUUAAUCCGGAUUUCAUACAACAAUGGAAACUAAAGAAAAAACAGGAGGAAAUUUGCAAAAUCCUAUACUAUCGUUUAGUAGCUGCACCUGAAUGUCAAAAGAUCCUUGGACUUCCUGUUUAUCGACCAUUAUUUGACGAUCGUGAUGCAUUACAAUGGACAUCGGAAGAUAUUGCAAGAUUAUGGAGCCUUGAAGGGCUCAAUGGCAGUUAUAAUACAAGUUUAAGUGCUAAUGGAACACUUAUACAGUCUAGCGACAAUCUUAACGGACCUAUACAAGUUCUUCCACCGUUCGAACUAUGGCAGACCAUAUUGAUUGCCAUAUGCUUGGCAAUUUGCAUUAUCUUAACAGUGGGCGGUAAUAUUUUAGUACUGCUGGCAUUCAUCGUAGAUCGAAGUAUAAGGCAACCCAGUAAUUAUUUUAUAGCUUCAUUAGCAGCGACUGAUAUGUUAAUAGGAACAGUAUCAAUGCCUUUUUAUACUGUCUACGUCCUGAUGGGGUAUUGGGACCUAGGACCAUUACUAUGCGAUCUGUGGCUUUCUGUCGACUACACUGUAUGCCUAGUAUCACAAUACACGGUUUUAUUGAUCACCAUCGACCGAUUCUGUUCCGUUAAAAUCGCAGCAAAAUAUCGAAGUUGGCGAACAAAAAAUAAGGUCAUUUGGAUGGUCACUAUUACAUGGAUAAUUCCUGCCCUGUUAUUUUUCAUUUCAAUUUUCGGUUGGGAACAUUUUGUCGGUUAUCGCGAUCUACAGCCCGGUCAGUGCGCGGUGCAAUUCCUCAAAGAUCCUGUUUUCAAUACAGCCCUGAUAAUUGGGUAUUACUGGACAACAUUAGUUGUUCUGUUCGUCUUAUAUGGAGGGAUUUAUAAAACCGCCUACGACAUGCAGAAAAGAAGUGAAGCAAAACAGAGAAAAAUGCAAUCCAUGGUUGCACUGAGUGCGGGAGCAAUGACUGGUAUGGCGGGACGAGCGGCUGGUAUAGGUAUAUCAAAUACCCAAUCCACCUUAAUUAGUUGUGAUAAACAAAAAGCCCUGAAUUCCACAGCACAAGUAUCUACGGUUCAGCCAUCUAAUUUAACAUCAUCGUCGUCGUCAAAUCAAUUCAAUGAGCCUGCACCACCCCGAAAACCUUCAACUGUCAGCACGAAAAACGUUAAAGAAGAGAAGCGUCCUGCGGCGCAUAGUUCAACAAAUCAAAAACGGAGCUCGAAAUCGAAAAAGGAACAGACAGAUGGCGAUAAAAGCGAACGAUCGAGUAGUCCAGCGUUCGACUCGGACGACGAAAGUUCCGCAAUGCAACCAAAUCCACGUCAACAACAACAAGAACAAAUUGCAAUGCUUCGAAAACGAUCAUCGAUAGGUUUAGUAUUUGGUGCUCAAACAACUCUUAUCGCCACCCGAAUAAAUGGUAACAUAACCCCCAAAUCCAACGAGGACCUUUUAUCCAGUAACGUUGUUCCAAAGGCAAUGACUCCAAAGACCCCAAUCGGUAAUUGUAACCUCACCGAACAUUUAACGAAAAUCCAUGAAAUGACCAUCCUUGACCAGGAACCACUUGAACAAAUAGAAGCUCAACAAAUCGCACCCCUGCAACCUACCCCAGUUACCUCACCCAUAUCACCAAAAGAUAUCGAGCCAAUUGAAAAUAACAGCAAUGAAUAUCCUUCAAGUUUAUCCAGAACAAUCCUGCCUCCCCCAGAUGGAUUCAAAGGCAGUCCGCCAUUGUCAGAUUACAGCCCGCCAUCCAAGUCUGUAGGGUUAAGUACGCAAAGCGAUUUCACCCUAACUUACGACAUCCUUGGCGGAAUGGACGGUGCAGAUCUCCGUUAUAUGGACGAAAGCUCUAUUGUGAUGCCAUCGCCCAGCAACGAGAGCCCGCCAACAUCGAUAAAUUUUCCCAUCCAUCCCAAAGCCGCAGCACCUUCUUCAGCUAAUCAAAGUGCAGCCAACCCCUCUCUUCUACAGAAAGCUUUAAUACGUGCCACCGCCCAGUCCCAACAACCACCACCAACUGUUCUACUCAAGCAAAAUGAAAUGUAUAUCACCACUCUAUCUAAUCCUUCCGCAGCAAGCAUGACGAAUGAACCUAUCAAUAAAUUCAACACCACAGUAACAUUGACAGAUCAGCACUCCAAGAAGCCCGUUACGGUCAUCGUUACAACUAAUAACAAUAACCAAAACCUGGAUGAUAUCAAGCCAACAGCAACAAUCAAAUCAACAACAUGUACAACCACUACAGCAGCAUGUAAUUCAGUCCCAAUCACAAAACCCGUGGUGCUAUCGGAAACUACCAAUGCAGCCACCAUCAUCGCUGUAACAACCACAGUAGACGCUAAGAAGAAACCGAACUGCGCUUCCGUGACUCCAGCUCCUCCCUGUUCAGGCACGAGCUCAGGAUCAACAACACAGGUCCCGAAUUCCCAGAACCUCCAGCCUCAAAAACUCGACAAAAAGGACAGUAAUGAUUCCGCCCGUUCGAGGCGGGACUUUAUCCGGUCAAUCGGCAAACGGCUGAAAGGUAAAAAGAAAAUUCCUCUGGGAGUUGGACGACAAAAAUCAAAAUCAGAGAAUCGUGCAAGGAAGGCCUUUCGUACGAUCUCAUUUAUCCUUGGCGCAUUCGUAGCCUGCUGGACACCCUACCAUAUUCUAGCACUAGUUGAGGGCUUCUGUUCGAAUCCACCGUGCACUAAUGAACACCUUUUUAUGUUCUCCUACUUCCUAUGCUACGCUAACAGUCCCAUGAAUCCUUUCUGCUAUGCACUCGCCAAUCAACAGUUCAAACGGACUUUCACGAGGAUAUUGAAGGGUGAUUUGCAUAUGACGUAAGAAAUAUAGUUUUUGUAAGUUGUCUGGGAUGGUUUGAUUUGAAACUAGUGCAUCAUUACCGCGUUUUUGUGAGAGUCAUGGAGCUCUUUUUUUGAUUAAUUAUAACAUGGCCUUCAAAUAGCAUUAGUAGCACAUAGGAAAUGGGAAAGAGGUGCUUUGGGGUGUACCAGCAUAAUUUUGAAGCACUUCUCACGUCAAAGGCAACAAUGAAAAAAAAUCGAUGAAGUGUUUAAAUCAAGUGGUUUGAUAGUAGCAUGACUGCGGGAAAUUGUUCAAUUUGCUUAUAAAUCGAAAAUUCGAGCAUAAAUUACCUUUUGACAACUCUUGAUCCUGAAAAUACCGGUUCUUGUAAGAAAUAGAAUCAAAAAUAUGGAAAUCGAAAUAUCAUAUUACAUUCGCCGUCCUAAAGUGAUCAAACACCAUGAGCGAAUUUAUAAUUUGUUAUUGACAUCCCUAAUCAUCAUCACAUUGUAAUCGUUCAAAAUGUCCUCUGUCUUUUAUAACUAACUAUCUGGUUCAUGCAUAGAGCCUCCAGGGCUCCAAAAUAGGAAGUGAAACCGAUUUUCCAGUACCUUCAAGAGCUAUAAUUACAGUGCCAGUGGUUUGACUCGUUAAUCACUAAGCCUAUCACGUAGAUGCAUAAGAGAUCAAUUUUUUUAUGCCUUUUUAUAACUUAUUACAGGUUUAGUUUGAAAAAGGAUCCUCUAAAUAGUAUGGAUUUUUGCACGAUAUGAGUCAAUGCAAGCGCUGAGAAAAGUAGACCACUUGAAAACUACUUAGCAUAGCAGAAGAGUGUGUAUCGCCUGAAUGAAACUUAAAAUGGUUUUUCGGAAGACUGCACUCGUUCAAUAUAUUGAUUAUGACCUGUUUAAGGAUGUUGUACUUGCUACUGAAAACAAUCUAAUCACACACAUCAAGACCAACCACCCUCCCCCCGUUCGCAGCAGUCUCCAUCAACUAUUAUCUGACAGCUGUUUCUAAAACGCACCACUCACUAACCAUUCCAGGAUAGUGAAUUCCCUUUUAUGGUAUAACUACUCACGAAAUUGACCUCCCUUUUCAAUGUGUAACCUAUCGACAGCCAUUUAUUCUAUAUGUAGAAUUCUUCAAACCAGAAUACCCCCAUGAUGCAACGCAAAAAAGGGUCGACGAGGCCUCAAAGUUUUAAGUGGCAAUGGAGAUUCCGCUUACUGCUCACUUACAGAUCAUGGGGAUGUCAUCAGCAUGUUUUGAAGGCAACGCAGUCCAGUUAUACAUAUCGAGAGGCCCUUCAAUCCUCUGUCCAUUGAUUCAAAUAGGAACAAUGUGAUAUCCCACCAGACUCAUAACCUUAACUUUAUUACAAUUUUUCUUCGGUUAAACUCUUCCUUCCUUCUCUUAAGGUAGCCAAUGUCCAUAAUUCCGCGACAGAUUAAGCAGAUCUUAUUGACAUAGUCGAGAUAUUCAACAAAAGGUGCCAACCCAUAGAAUCCUUCAAUACUUCAGUGUCAUAAAUGUCACCAACUCCGCGUUGAACUUCGUUACAGAAUUUUCUAGCUAUCCGAUUUAUGACAAUAACAGGCAACACCCGCGCAAUAAGGCACUCAAGACUGGCACUCUUUUUCGGGAUCUUAGUAAUCACCCUCUUUUUUCAUUCCUUGGAAAAGAUCUAGAAUUCGCUAGGUUUUCGGAUAAAUGGAAACGGUAGUACUGAACUUAAGGGCUGCACAUAACCGCCUCCCUGCUUUAAUAGUGACUAACUAUUUCUUCCUCAGGGCCUUAAAGGCCAGCGUCCACCUAUUACAGUGAAUAACCAUUUCAACCAGAAGUUGUAUAGCGCUCAUCAAACCACAUAAGCUGCUCCUCUCAUCAUAGAUAAGAAUCAUCUAUGACCGAAACACCAAACCACUUUCGAUCACUUGAACCACGAUACGGUAUCGAAAUCAUUAUUAUUUGCAUCAGCGUCAGCUUUCCUGACCAGCGCAAUGAAGAGAGGUUAAAUUCAGUUCUCACUGUAUUUGCACGAAACCAUGGCGCAUUUAUCACACAGAUUAAAUUCAUGAUCGCGACUCCGAUUGCUAAUCUAAACUGGAUGCAACUGUCAGAACACAUGUCAAUGGAUCUGAUACUCAGGUAGCUCCUCCCCCGAAAUUCCAACUUUCAUAUUACUUGACCAUGUCCACCACAACCAUCAUGAAUCUCUCAAAAGCAGACAAGCUGAAAAUAGUCAGACUGAAAAGAUAUCUCCUAAAACACCCGACAGAACUAGGAUAAAAU